AUGGAGGUCGAAGCCUUGUCUCAGCCUGACGAGGGGAUCAGAAUCACCUUUCCGUUCAAAGAUUGUUUUGAUGAUCCGGAGAAGACGCAGAACUAUACCAAUGAAGAUGUGAUUCGACACGCUCGCGAGUUUGUCUUGUUGAACGAUCGUUUACUUGCUGCUCAAUCCUUGGCGGGAUCGUCAACAACGGACGCAUCGAAGCUCUCAGAGUGCUUGGAUGGCUUGCUACAAUACCUAGUCUCAUGUAUGCAUGCAGUCGCCUGGUCCUUGGUAAGAUUUAACGAAGGAAAAGGUCUUCCUUCGAAAGAAUUUCAGAAGACCCUUGAAGAGUUCAUGGGUCGUAUUCUAAAUAACAUCAGGUGGUCAGUCGAGCACGAGCAAAAUGACUUCCGUAAUGAGAAUCUGAAAGUUAUUUCCAACUGUUGCAGUGAAAGCGCGUGCAGUCAUGACAUGCUGAAGGAAAUCUCUCUACGGUUUGCAAGUGCCAUGAGUCCUGCAGUCAAAGAGCUCCUUUGUCGAGAAUACUGCAAACUUGAAACGAAGGAGACGUCGCCAAAUUCAUCUGCCUUGGGGAACAAGGAUUUCUUCCGAUCUAGUGUGUUGCUGAUCACCCCAUCAAGAGCGAGAAUUAGCGAUUGUCGAAAUGAGAAACCGUCGAAAGUAAGGGAUGUUGGAGUGAAUCUCUCUACCAUAGCCAGCAUUCGAGCUGCUUUUACCGAGUUGGGAGGAGUGAGUGUCAUAACAAAGGCAUUCACAACAAACAUCCAGGACCUCCAGAUGGAAAUUGAUCAGCAAUAUGUUCUCAUGGUUAUCGAACUUUUCAAGCAAUCUCGGUCACUGCCCUGGGAUGCGACUCAGUGGUUCUUCAGAAUCUUAAUGGUUGUCAUGUGGAAUACCGUCAGAGGCUUGACGUCUGAUGAUUCUACCAAAAGGACGUCGUUCUGCGAACAGCUUAUGUUGUGUGCUUUCGAGUUUGGCAAAAAGGUUGAAUUCAUUCACUUCAAGUACAAUCUUGAAUUGAUAUACGCGUGUUACGUGUUUACAAACUCAUCUCAAACAUGCUUAGAUAAUUAUCAGCCACGCCUUAGCAUGAUUCGGAUGGCUGUCUCGAUUAUUCUCACCAUGCUGAAAAGAGCAGCGGAAGAUAGCGACUGGAAAAUACAAGAUAAUUUGCAAAGGCCUGAUUUGGAAGUUUUGCGCUCUGCCUGCAGGACUGCUCCAAACGAUGUUGGAGAAGAUGUUAGGGAAUGGGAUUGUAAGACCCCAUACUCCAUGAUUGAUCGAGUCACCAUCUUCUUCUCUGUGUGUGGUGCGAGCACUUUGAAAUUCUGCUACGAUUACCUGAAGAACGAGAUGGUUCAGCCGGAGAAAGAAGGGUCAACUGCAAAACUUGAGAUGCCAGCAGGAGAAAACAAUGAACCUGGCGUGUCAUCAUCCAAGAAGAAGACACAGACGGCGGAUCAUCAGAGCUCAUCAGCUGCAGCCAAUCUUGCUUCCAGUCUCUCUUCGUCCGACAAGGAAAUUCAGGGAGCUAGUUUGCCGCUGGAAUCUUCAAAGAGAUCUUAUGACCUGACAGAUGCAAUUUUGAUCUUGAUGGAAGAUUGGAUGUUUAGAUUUGACGCUCACACUUGUUUCGGGCCUCUUGUUCAGACGUGCUUGGACGCUGAUGUGCUGGAUAGUUUUCUCUUGUUUCUCAAUGUUGCGUCUGAAACCGUAAAAGGAAAAAUACGUGGAAGGCUUUCAAGAUGGAAUGAAGUUACACAGCUUCUGAUUGAUAACAAGUACAUUAGUGGUGCGAUAGGUGGCAAGCUGGUCAAAAGAAUGUGGCUUAAAGAUUCGUUGGUAGUUCCUGGGGAGGUGUUGAGGCUUCUAGUGAGAGUUUUGCUUAACCAUAUGGAGCAAGAUUGUGAAGAAGCUUCUGUCAUGGCGAUGCAAAUGUGGGAAUCUACCUUGGAUACGUUUAGAUAUCUUUUGGAAAGGAGUUUCAGUGAAGGGGAUCGCGGAAUCUGUGGAGUUGUCGGUGCAGAUCUGACAUCAAGCGCAUCAAGGGAUCUUGACAACGUCGUUGAACUCACAAUUCUAUUGUCAUUUGGAUUUCAUACGCUGGAGACUGAGAAAAAAGGAACAAUCUUCAAAGAGCUCGUCUCGAUGUAUGCGAAAACAACUCAAGCCAACAAGAUCGAUCACAAUCUCUCACUUAACCUUUUCCUACUAGUUCAGCACUUCUCUCGACAUUUUGAUUCACCUCACCCUCAAUUUCUCGAUGAUUUGUCGAAUAUCAUCACCAUCGAAUCGUCGAAAUUAUCAUCUUUCGACUUACAAGUUGUCGACCGAACAAUGAUUCUUCUCAAUGGGGCUUACGUGACAGCAGGAAGCAACCCAGAAAAUUUUUCUCGUUGGCACAUCAUGGCUGAUGUAUUAUCACCAGGAAAGCUUGAUCCCUCGAUCAGAGAAUUGCUAGCGAUGAACAACGAUGAACUUUACUCUGCACUGCUGACUGCUUCUUCCACUUUCAUGAAAGUGCUCUACGUCUCUCCCUCACCAUCCUGCAACAAGUCCUUCAACGCAGUGAUCCUGUUGAUGGCCUGGAGGUUCUUGAGAGAUCUGGAUGGACAUCAUGACAAUCUCCCCUUUCAAUUGGACGAUUGUGUUGCUGUUGUCAACCAUCCAGACCUCUCAGUCUUCGAUUUUCUGAUGCAGCUACAGAAGAUGCUUGACUUUGACCUCACCAGCAGAGAUCAGCUCUUACAGCUCUUGAGAAACUGUUGUCAGCUGGUAGAAGAGGUCGGGAGGGAUGACGGAAACGAGCAGUCGGCCAUGAGAGCGACCGUGAGCUGCUUCGUCAUGGAUGCGCUGACAGGGAUGCAGACGAUGGCCAUCGAGACUUUCUUCAGAAACUCGGAGGACGUGCAAGGCGUCACUUCAUCUGCGAAGAUUUUGCCUGAGGUGAUCGACCUCCUGAUUGGAAGCCUGCACACUUCUUCUGCGUUUCUUUUCUCUGCCUGGUCUCUCUGCAUCGAUCGGUGUAUGUCAGAUUAUCCAAGAUUCAGCAGCCAGUGCGUUAAGUUGGGAUUCCCUCUACCGUGCAGGUUUGAACAGUUGGCCUUGUACUUCAUGCGAUGUCAUCUAACCUGCCUUGACAGCGAGCUACCAGCUAUUCUACAAGAUGAGAGGAGCAGGAAGCUGAGAGAUGUUAGGACGGAACUGCUCUCAGUGCUGCCAAGGCCAGAAGAGGUCAACUCCUGGCUCCUCGACAUGCAAGCAUCUGUCGCUAUCACCAUGGGGAAUUCAGAGAUAGUAGGGGACAGUCAUGCGAACACUCUUGUGUCAUUGGCAGGACAAAUCUUCAAUCAGAUGGCGGUGAUCAGAAGAUUGUUAGGGGAGAAGGCAAACGAAGGGACAGAGAUGUCAAAGAACGCAGUAGAAAAGCUCUCGAUCCUCAUGGCCCAGUACUCGGUCGAUUGCCGCCUGCAACAUUUUCUGUCGGGCGGUCAAUCGGAGGCUCUUACAAGUAUUUCCUCAAUCGUCGAGGACUAUCAAAACUUGAUUGAUGUCUCCAAGAUGCACAGGAUUGACCUUCUCUUGGACUCAGUUCAAGCUCAGGACAUGAGCCUGGAAGGAUCGGCCUGCGAUGUUCUUCAUGAAGCCUUCAAUACCCUCCAGGAGAUCGUCGUCGACUCCAAGCGCUGCUCCUCCUUCGUCUGGUUCUACUUCGACUCAAGUUCAAGAACGGGGACUACGUCUCAGAGUGUCUUGCUGAUCGAACUCGCGUCGACAAAGGGAAACAUCUUGUGCAUCCUCGACGUUCUAAAUCGGGCAAAGUCUCUUCCCAUUCUCAGGAGAGUUGUCAAGUUGUUCAGAUCGAUCCUUGAAAAUCCUGCUGCUGCAUCGCUUGCACGUUCGAAACCUGCAGUUCGAAGAAAGAUUGCAGAGUACUUCACAUCUCUUGGCAAGAAGCAGACCAAGAGGCUGCUAGAGAAGCUCCUGCUAAACUCCUCAAACUCUCCAGACAGGUCGGCAGUCGCCGACUCAAAUCAUGGAACCGCCCAGGAUGCGGCGAUGCUGAGAAGAUCUACUUUGAGGCUUUUUGCCCUCGUUCUCGAUGGUGUCGACGAGAGCAUCGAGCAGAUGGUCAAGUGUCCUAAAGCCGUCGUCCGUGAAUGCUUUGCUGGAGUCAAGUUUGUUUGCUUCCGGCAAUCGCAGAGUCGGGUCGAACAGAUGAUCGACUUGAUCGUAGACUCUCUUGGCUCGUCUCAAGAUCUCGGAACACCCGAAUGCGCUGCGAACCUUGCUGACAUGCUCUCUAGCCUCAUUGCCUCGUUGCAAUCCAGUUCUCGACAACCUUUCUCGGACCUGGGGUCAGUGACCUCUGGCCAAGUCAGGGCCUCAGACACCCUCUCAACUGUCUCUACGUCGUCGGAAGUCUCCAACGAAGGAGGCAUGUCCUACACCUCACGCGGAGAGUCGACCGUUGCCACCAGCGCCAUCACGUACAUCUCCAGCACAGGGCACAUGGACCCCGAUGACUCAUCAGCGGUUGGCUCCCAUAUGGACUGUGCGAGCAUUGACAUGGAUGGCGAUGCCGGCUCUGUAGAGGACGACGAAGACAGCCUCCGAGAGUGCCAGCCUCUCAUGGAAGAAGAAGUUCGUGAAGUAGACUCUUUGUACUUGUUGACGCUAAGAGACUUACAGCAGGAGGAGACGGCAGAAGAGUCAGACAAGCGGCUUGCCUCCAAGGUUUGCACUUACAUCAAGACGUCCAACACCUUCUCCGAGCAGCAUUGGUACCACUGCUGGACUUGUGGGCUAGUCUUUCAGGAGGGAUGUUGUGCCGUCUGCGCAAAGGUCUGUCACAGGGGGCAUGACGUCACCUAUUCUCGCUACUCGAGAUUCUUCUGCGACUGCGGAGCUGGGAAGCGAGCUGGGCACACUUGCAGCGCCCUUGCGCCCCGGGAGAACGAUUCGGCUUCACCGAAUGGCCAGCUAGAAAGCAACUCGGGCAACGUGACAAGGAGCGCAGACGUAGCAUCCUCAGGGCGAAUGGAUUCACAGGAGGAAGACGCGGAGCUGAGCAACUGGAUCUCCGAGUGUGAUCGACUGCCAGGGCAGCUGACGAGGCAAGUGAGAGAGUCGUUGCUGCACAAACUUCGAUGCAGCCAGUCUCUCACAAGGAUCUAUGACAACCUGGUUGCAACCAUCGAGUCAAACGACUGCGGGUUGUUGAGAGAUGCUGCUGAGCUGAAGGAACUCAAGGUUUCCUUCAGCCAAGAGAACAAACAGAUCCAGCUUCGCAGGUCACUCAAACCAGGGAGUUUCUCUACUGUUGGGUUGGGACAUCUAACGGCCACGACGGUCUGCGGGGAGGAGGAUGCGGCGAACAAGGAUAGCAUGUUCGAUGCUCGAGGACAGACUCGAUCGGAGGAACGAUUCUCCUUGCUGAGUCUGACUACCACUGGGAUGAUCGUCCUGGUUGACGGCGAUCAGUUUGUGGUGGUGGAUGGGAGGAAAAAGCUCUUGGAGGCGUCCAGCACCUCCUUCGGCAUGGAGAAGGCAAGCGUCAAGAUCAUUUCCAAGGCUUCAGUUUCGUUUCCUAUCUUCCGUCUAUCCUGCAGCUUCUCCACUGCUCGCUAUGUGGCAGCGGCUGGCAAGUGCAGCGUGAUGAACUUUGAGCUCAGUCCCUCCGGGAAGGUUGUAGGAUCUCAAACCUUUGACUUGCCAGACUGCAAGGGAACGGAAGAGUUCCGCAUCGUUGACGUCAUGUGGUUGCCGACCAUGGAGACUCACUUGCUCGUCGUCACGACUCGCUUCUGUCACAUCUUCGAUGUCUCCAGCUCUUCUAGCGAUCCUCUCCUCUCCAUGGCUGACUCUGAGGGAGAAAGACUCAAGGGAGCCACGAUCAUCCACAGCUUGUCCUCAACGACUCUUUUAGUCUUGACUGACACUGGAGUCGUCAAGUCUUGUGACCUUCGUGUUGAUUCUAGCCAGACUGGUUUGACUCUGCCGAUCGACAAAAGGCUGGAGUUUCCGGCUGAGCUCAGCUCUCGUCGUUGCCGCGCCAUGUUCUUCUCCAACAGAAGUCGCCUCCUCCUGUGCAGCUUCGAUUCACACGAGCUGCUCGUUUCCACCCUGGACAGCGACGACUCUGCCCUGAAGGAGCAUCAGACUCUUGACUUCAAAGAGUACAAGAUGAUCCCCGACCGCUUCGUUGACGUGGGACACACUUGGGGUCAAAUCCUCGUCGCGACUGACUCAGGAGCAGCUGGAGUGCUCCAGAUCGGCAGUACGAUCCGCUUCUCCUGGUUGCAGUAUGGCUCGGGCUCGUCAGCCCAGGUGGUUGGGAUCAGUCAGUGCACGUGCCUCCGUCCCAGCCUACCUGGUAUGCUCCUUCUUAACGACGACGGCAGCUUGCAGAGUUGGAUCCUGUCGGAUGCCAGCACGAAGGCUAGUGAUAGCAGCACGAGUGUUGAGGAGGAGACAAGGGGGGCGAGCAAGGUUACUUUUCCUAUCGACUUCUUUGAGAAGGGAGUCUGCAUCACGCAGAAGGUCAAGAUCAGUGGGGACGGGAACCGAGGUCCUGUCGAGGUGAACAGAAAGCUCAACGGGUCCAACGAGCCUCUCAUCAGCUCUCAGAUGGAUCAGAUGAAGAUCGUAGUCCAGAACUCAAACCCUGAGUUCUGUAUGAUCGGCUUCUUGGUGCUGGUGGGAGACGCGCUGAUGAACAAUAUCCCCUCUGAGUUCCAUGUGCACGACCGAAUCAUUGAGACGAAGCCCGGGGUCAAGAGAUGGUAUCCCGUGCCCUUCACUAACGAUGAGAUCCUCAACUCAGACAAGGAGGUUGUCCUCAGUAUCGUUGGCUGCCACAGCCCUGGUAAUCCUCCGGCCAUCGAUCAACUUGAGGUGUACGGAAUGAGAAAGGACAAGUUUGGGUUCAACGAGAGGCAGAAGCGACAGAUGCAGCUGCUUGCAAUGAAAGAGAAACCAAGGAAAGCGAAGCGGGCAGCAUCGAGGUGCUCGGAUCCUCUAGAGAAGACUUCAAUCUCCAUCCUGAACUGUCUUGCUGUCCAUUGGUCCGUCGGCGGUUUGCAAUCGCUGGAGCGGGACUUUCAGAAAUGUAGAGAGAAAUUUUUAAGCGAACUGCCGCAGACACUCCUGCAACGCCGGCCCAUCUCUAUGAGGCCUGCGCUCAAACGGCUUCUCAAAGUUUUGUUCCCCUCCAAAGAUGUUUACUGCGAGUCAAAGGAUCAGGUACAACUGCGAUCAUUCGCAGAAGUCUUCGACAAGAUCGGAAAGAACGAUCUUGCUGCCCUUCAAAAUCUCUCAGCUUCGAAUUUCUCUCUCUUCUCCGGCAUCGUCUCUCGUGUCCUUGCCCGCAGGCCGAACCACUUUGGCUCCAUCAUGCAGAGCAGGCCGAACUUCCUCGACAACAUGGUGAAAUGCUUUUGGAUGAUUUUUGACACGCCCAACUGGCAACUUCCACCGGAGUUGGAGCCCUCGACGGAUUCUUUCAUCAGCGCCAUGCAUAGCUAUGCGUCUCACCUCAUUCAGCUGGCUCUUCUCAACCUCAAAGGGCCCGUGAAGCUGAAUGCAGGCUGCAGCAUCUUCAGCUCCAACAGUCCGUCGCUUGAAAACUUCCGCAAGAUCGUCGAAUGCCUCAUCUAUGGCCUUCAGUGUCAGUUCCCUCGCAUCAGGUACAACUUCUGUCAGCACAUAGAGCUCCUUGCUGCGGGUUCGAGCGAUUCAACAAACACGGAGGUCCACUUCGAAGACGCGAACCAGACUCACGAUCAUACUGACCCUCUCAGGCUCGGCCCGAUGUACUGGGAGGAAUGCAUUGUUUCCGAUCAGGUCCUGGAACAGGAUGGACAGUCUUCCAUCGUGUACUGCUGUGACAAGUGCGGACUUCAGCCUGUUGUUGGGACCCGAUGGCACUGCAGGGUCUGUAAAGACUUUGACUUGUGCAACAACUGUUACCAGGGGAUCAGGGAAGCAGGCAAUCUUCAUGACUCGUCGCGAAGCCCAACAGACGUCUGGUUGUAUCCCGCGAAUGUUGAUCCGACAGACGAAGAGGCUCUUCUCAAACUUGCCAUCUCAUUGAGCUUGGAGGUCGAACAGCCAAGAUCCGUAGAUUUCUUCUUUGCCUCAGAAUUUCUCUAUGCCAUCUGCAAGUCGAUCCCUUUGCUGUUCGAUCGCGGUGGGGCCUGUUGUGUACCCACGUUCUACCUCGUCCUGAAGUUUGCCAACGGGAACCUGAGGGACGAUGGAGAGACAUUGGCUGCGUUGUCGGAAGCCGUUUCCGACCACAUCCUUACAAGAGAGGUGCUUUCUCCCACUCUCAACACAAGGCAGCUUCAGCCUUUCUGCUACUCCCUCAAGCUCCUCACUCACCUGGUGUCUGGUCCAUCCAAGUCCAUGGUGGGAAGGAAGAGCAGCGAGAAACUGACCGAGAAGACUCUCCUCUUGUGGCAGCCGAACUCAACCAUCGGGCUCAACCCUGAGACCCUCAAGAUCCUGUCGAGGGAGAAGUUCCUCUCCUUCCUUCAUCGCUCGUUCGAAGCCGCGGUGGACGAGCUUGAGAAGAACGACUCUUCUGCUGUCUCCGAGCUGGAAAAUCUCGGAGGCAAAGUGAAGUUCCUUUCGCCCUCGUGGCUGCUGAAGGAUUUCGAUCGGUUGCACUCAGAAGAUGGUGCAAUCGACAUUGGGCCAGAGGAGGAAGAAAAGGAGACGAGCGUCACCUCUGCUGUGGGUAUCGUCGAAGUCAUCGCCAACCUUGGCUAUCGGCUCAACGCUUGUCAAGAGAUCAUUGCCAUGGCUGGUGGAAGCCCAGCAGAGCAGAGCCGGCUGGACGUGGUUGAACCCGUUGGGUGCGUGCAGAGUUCAGCGCUGGGCAAGGACUGGACUCGGGUACUCUGCAGAUGUCUGAACCUCAACACGGUUCCGACUGUUCGGAAAGCUGCGAAGAAAGUGCUGAAGCAGAUCUGCGGAGCGGAGGAAGAUUAUCACGGGGUUGUUGACCUGGCAGUCAUCCAGCAAGAGGUGAAGACUCUUCAGAGCAUCUGCGUUGAGAUCAAGAGGAGCAACGAGCUACCUCAUAAGGAUACGGUAAGAACGACAAUGGCGAUCGAGAGCCUGUUGAAGAUCGCCAAGUCGAGGGUCAGGAAUUGGCAGAAGUACUGUAACGACAACACAGGGAUCCUCGAUUUUCUCAUGGAGAUUCUUCCGGUGCUGCCGAAUGAGGUGGUGGAGGGAUGUAUCAAGUUGCUGUCAGCUACUUUUUUGACCCAAGAUAACAAUUACAAGGAAGCAGUGGGAAGGGACGACUCCGUCAGACCAAAGGAUGAUGCGCAGAUUGCUUCAUCUCCUCCAUCGGCACUUAAAAGUCAAAGAGUCGAUGAGGGGUUGAACUUGGUGGCCGGGAAGGUUCUGACUCAUCCAAAGUUCUCUUCCAUUGUGCGGGAGAAAGCUCUAGAGGACGCAGCUUCCAGCAUCCGGCAACAGGCUUGUGACCUCGUGCUUGGGUUAUGGAAGCAUGGAUCCGCUCAGCAGAAACAGUUCCUGCUGGAGACUUUGAUUUCUAUGAUUGACGUCUUGCCUUCUGUGGGCCAGAACUGCAAAGAGUUCUUUCAAACCAUGAAGCAAUUGAUAUCCAAGGAGACGGAAUUCGAUGAUUUGUUUGAGAGAGUGGCUCUAAAGAUGUCCGAGCUUAUCUGCAAGGGGCUCAACCAGAUGGUCUGUCACCCGAACUCGUCCUUAUAUGCAAUCUUGCACCAGUGCCUGGAAGUGGACGGAUACUACCUUGAGAGUGAACCUUGUUUGAUAUGCAACAACAUCGAAGUUCCCUUCUCCCUCAGCAAGUUGGACCAACUGCAGGCUGAGUCCAAGUUCACCGACAGAUGUCAGCUUGUCAAACUCGUCAGCCCCCAGCUCAUCCAGCGGUUCUCCGUCAGCCUCUCCGAGGUUCGACGCCUGAAGCUCGUCAAGUCCAUCAUUCUUUACUACAACACGAAGCAAGUCUCUGACGUCACCGAGCUGCGAGGCAAGUGGAACCUGUGGAAGAAAGCAGGGACCAUAGAUCUCGCAACGGACCAGCUUGAGGGUCAUCUCGACUUAGCCAUCCCCAUCGUCGCCACCAACAUCCAGAUCGAGUUCGCUGACUUCCACGCCCAGGCCUCCUCGUCCAGUCAGCGCAUGCUCUGCCCGAGAUGCAACCGGCCGGUCACAGACAGGCAUGGAGUCUGCCGCUACUGUCGAGAAAAUGCCUUUCAAUGUCGACUGUGCAGAAACAUCAACUACGAGAACCUCGAUGCCUUCUUGUGCAAUGAGUGCGGAUACUGCAAGCACGCGCGAUUUGACUACUCGCUCUACUGCAAGACCAGCCUGAGCGUUGAACCGAUCAUGGACGAAGACGACAAGGCCAAGGCUGUACUGACUAUGGAGCGAGAAUCUGAGAACGCUUACAAGGCAUUUCAAGACAUCGAAUCGUGUAAGAGAGCGCUGGAGGUGUUGUUCAUGCCCCAGUUGAACGAGGGAGAUGAUGUGAGAGCGAAGAAGCAGGCAGCUCUUAGCGAUGGAAACGUCCUGAACUUGAACCAGAUCGCUGCGAUCGCCAACCUGACAGGACAGUCAGUGGGGGGAGCUGUGUUUGGAGGUGUGAGCAAACAAAUUCAAAGUGCGGCUGUCAUCUACUUCAAAGAUGCCAAAUUCGCGUUUCAGAGCAUGUGUAACAGUAUGGAGAUGUUGGCAGCUGUUCGGAAGAAGCUCACCUUGUUCCUCUCCCGUUCAUCAAACUUCUCCAACCCCUCGACGUUCCCUGCGUUGUCGCUGAUCUCAAGAAAGCAAGAUCGCAGCUGCUACGGAUGUGCUUCGAGCUUUGUGCUCUUUGCCAUCGGGCUGAUCGACAAGUUGUCAGAGAAGGAUCGAUGCCGGAGGAUCUUCCGGGAGCGUCUAGUUCACGACCUGAUUCACUCGGCCAUUCACAACGGAAGCGCCAGCCUCAAGAGCGAAGCUCGACGCACCAUCUGCCUUCUGAUCAAGGACGACGACGAUCUCACUAUGGCUAUGCUGUCUUCCAUCCAGCACAAGAUCGACCUCUGCCUCUCACACCAUCGAGCUCUUGACCUCGAGAGCGUGCUCAUCGAUGACAUGUCCCUGCUGAUGGAUUCCUGUCAGCUGAUGGACGACUGCUGGGAGGUGAAGUACCGCAAGGUGAUGGAGAUCCUCUUCGCAUCUGUCGACAAGGCGGCGCAUGUCACUGGCGUGGCCCAGGCAGUCAUUCUGCCCGCCUUGCAGAUCCUUGUCAGCCUCUGCGACAACUCUCAAGAGGAGCGAGACAGUGAGGAGGACACUCUCCCAGCCGCCAACGGCCUUGACCUCCCGUCGGUCACCUAUGCCCAGUGGCACAGUGGAGAGGCAUCAUACUCCAGCUGGAAGGAGCUGGGAACGGAGGAGAAGCGAGUCAUUCACCUGCAGCGCAAGUACGGGUACCGUUGGCUCUCCCUCCUCCAUGGCCGGCAGAGGACGGAUCUCCUAUCUCGCAAGUGGGUCACCCAGCUCCUGCUCAACUCCUGCUCCCAGGCCGUGAGGUCGCUCAGCAGCUCCCUGCUGCUCUCUGUCGUGCGACGGGACAACUUCCGAUCCAUCGUCCUCCUCGAGCUGCUCUCGGGGCUCCUCAAGGAGGCGGCGGCCUGCCGAGGGCGAAGUGCGGAGCUGUUCGGCCUCUUCUCGAAGCUCUUGCAGGACGACAGCAGGAAGAUGUACCUUGCCAAGAAGGGCUUCAUCCCUUCCCUGUGUGCUCUCAUAUCCAAUGAGGUAGAGCGCAUCAGGCAGCUGGAGAUCUCCUGCUCGGCGGACAUCUCGGAAGGGCAGGUGCUGAAGCAUCUGUUGGAUCUCCUCGUCUCCCUCCUGGAUGUCCCGAUCAUCCGCAACCGGUUCAAGAUGACCGACAACCUGCUGGCUGAAAUGCUCGACAACUUCCUUCAUGUCCAGAGCCUCAUCGUCCAGAAGACGAAGCUCACCGACGACUGCGCUCAGCUCCUCCUCUCCACCUUCAUGUCCAUCUCCUCUGAGUCCGAAGCCGACCAGAAGCGCUUCUGCCUUGCUUGCGUCAGCGCCCUUCGCCACCACCGUGAAGGAAGGACUCCCGUCUUCCUGCUCCAGCAGCUCUGUAACAUCAUGUGCCCCACCAAACCUGAGCCGACCUACUGGCUGAUCCUCACCAAGUCCCCGACGCAAGAAGAGUUCAUCCGAGGGAGCAUGACCAAGAACCCCUACUGCUCCGUGGACAUCGGGACGACUAUGAGAGAUGUCAAGCGCAAGAUCUGCACGGACCUUGACCUCGGGGGUCUGAUGGAGGACGAGAACGGGAUGGAGCUGCUGGUUCGGGGCAACAUCGUCAGGCUAGACCUGCCCAUCAGCCUCGUCUACGAGCAGGUCUGGCGUCCGACCUUGCCGGAGAGUUCAGAUAGUCCGAUGGAAGUGAUCUACCGCCUGCAAGGCCUCGACGGGGAGGCGACGGAGCCCAUCGUGGAAGCUCUUCGUGAUGCAGAUGCGAGCAAGCAGGAGGACCCGGAAGAGGAAGUUGCAAUGACGGCGCUCAUGAACGAGACGGGAGGGCUGCAGGUCCUGCUGGACAGAGUGAAGGAGAUUGACCUGUCCUCGGCGAAAUCGGAACUUGAGCCCUUGCUGCUCCGGCUGCUCCAUGCCUGCUGUAAGCUGAGGAUGAACAGGGUCGCAGCCCUGAAGCUGGGAGCCGUUGACAUCGUCCUCUCUCGCGUCUGCAUCGUCCUGCUGGAAGAACCGAUCCCUCCGUCCGCCGAGACCAUGCUCCUGAUCCUCGAGUCCCUCGUGCAGGAGGCGAACAUGGGGAGCCCGGCUGAGUCAGAGCAUGCGGGUGACGUGUCGGUGAACCAGGAAGACAACUUCAAGUUGCUCCUCUCUCGCCUCGGCUCUCACACAGUCCGUUGCCGCCCCGGCAUCACCAACACUCUGGCUCGCAUCUUCCCCUUCCUGACCUACAGCAGGGUCUCGCUCAUCAAGUACCUCGUGCAGUGCUUCCUCCCGCACGUCAACGUCAUCCUCCCCAUCACCAAGAUCGCCGAGGAGUCGUCAGACCUGAUCCCUCCCGUCCAGCCCAUCGUGGGACCUCUGGAGCGAGAAGAGCACGAGGCUUACGUGGAUUGCCUCGUCUCGAUUGUCCAGCGGAUGGGACAAGAGUCGACGGCUUGCUUGUUGAGGGAGGAGCUCACCGCGAGGGGGGUCGUCGUCGCGCUGACUGACUUCCUCCUCACCAUCCUCCCGAGCGAGUCGGUGGACAAGGACGACGCCAAGUGGCGCGAGGCGAUCGACUCUGUUGAGCUCCCGCGCGUCCUGAAGCUGCUCACGGGCAUGAUCCGAGGAUACGACGUGGCUCAGCUCUACGUGGACGGUAGCGGGAUCUUGAAGCGCGUGCACAUCAUGGAGGACAUGUCGUCGGACAGGAGGAUAGGGUCGCUGGCAGAGGAGCUGCUGGCGUCACUGGCAGAGAAGAACGCCGAGCUGCAGGUCAAGGUUGAGGCCCUGAGGCAGGAGACCGCGAGUAAGAAGCGCGAGCUCGCUAAGGCGCAGCGGGAGCGGCUCCUGCAGGAGAUGGGGCUCGCUCAAGGCAGCAGUUCCAACUUCAACGAGCAGGCCAAGGCCAUGGGCUGGGCUGCGGACGAGCUCGAGGAGGAGGACGGUCUCAUGUGCAUCAUCUGCCAUGAAGGGUUCCGUUACAAACCCGAGGACGUGCUCGGCAUCUACGUGCUUAACAAGAAGACAACCAUCUCCUCGGGUUCAGCUGCAGUCGCUGGGGCAGCCCAGGGAUCUCCCAACCGAGGCGCCUCGGCGAGUCGGACGGACCGCUGCUUCACGACGGUCUGCAACAUGAGCGUCGUCCACAUGAGCUGCCACCAGCAGGCGACGAGGGCGGAGAGAAACAUGAAGGUGCCGCGCAUGGAGUGGGAGGGGGCGACUCUGAGGAACCAGAACACCAAGUGCAACAACAUCCUGCCGAUCCGAGGCCCUGCCACCCCCUCCCACAUGUUCACCGAGCACGCGGAGAAGUACUGGGCGACCCUUGCGCAGCUGGGAAGGCACGAGGGCUCGCGUUUCCGAAUGGUAGUCCAUGACAUCCGGCUCCUCCUCCUCCGACUGGCGUCAGGCGCCUCGUUCGCGACUGACUCCGGCGGGGGGUCGGCGAUCAGCAACGUGAAGCUCGUGCCCUUCAUGGUCCAGAUGGGCUUCCACUGCCUCGGGGACGGGGCGAGCUCGACCUGGCGGCAAAUCUCUUCCUCUCUCACCCGCUACGUGUCACAGACGAGCAGCGACGGCGUGCUGAGCGUGGUGGACGGGCCGGACUAUCACCUGGUCUCGACCCUCUGGUUCCCAUCUUGCUGGCAGGGGAAGAGGAGCUUUUUCCUCUCCUGCCUCCUGCGACAGGCGCUGAGGGGACUGCCGGACUCCUCCCUGCAGGGAGAGAGCUGGGAGGAGUCGCCGGAGGUCUUUGCGCAGUGCCGGUUGCCCUUCAUGCUCUUUGCGCUCGUCUCCCGCCUUCACGAGAUGCUUUACGAGCUGCCAGGAGGCUCCAGGGCUGUGGAGGAUGGAGCGUUGACCAGCGAGCGAUGGGUGUCAGAGACCGACGGGAUGCAGGGCAAGUUAAGGAAUGAUCAUGAGCAGCUACUGGCUCAGUUCGAACAGCUUGUAGAAUUCAAUGAGCAGGAGCUCUCGCCGUGCGAGUCGCUCAUGGAGCUGCUGGACGUGGCUGACAGUCUCAAGGACGUCAACCCACCAGGGGAUCUCAAGACUUGGAUGCGAUCAGUCGGUGAGGGAGAGGAGAGGGAGCGAGGGGAGAGACGAGGAGGAGAGCAUGACGGGGGGCGAGGCGAGGGAGGAGUGGAGGUGGGGGGAGGAGAGAAGUCAGGAGGGGAGAAGGACGAGGUUCUCUGUCCCCUCACGCUUUCUCGCAGCAUCGCAAUGAAAGAGAAGUUGGUAGCUUCACUCGCUCAGCAGCCUCAGCAUGCUUGCCGUGCUGCCAAGGUUAACCGUAGGGACAAUCCUUUUAGGAGCAAGCAGCUUGACCUGUGA
Molecule: messenger RNA, 15096 nt
Organism: Guillardia theta CCMP2712
Lineage: Eukaryota; Cryptophyceae; Pyrenomonadales; Geminigeraceae
Exons: 16
Coding region: 1-15096 (5031 amino acids)
Molecular function (GO): zinc ion binding
Source: RefSeq, a predicted model, not a curated record